GAAAAGAAAAAGAUAUUAGAAGCUUCUAAAUGAGACUAUAAAUGAAGACAUUGCAAGUGCGGGUUGAUCGGGCCUCGUUUGUACGAGUUUGGAGCUCUCAAAGGUCCAAAUUCUUCUGCGGCUUUCAUAAGAAAGGAUUACAUGAGCCAACAAGGGAGCUCUUCCCUUCUCGUUGCAUUCGGUGGUACGUUGGCCUCGCCGAUCUUUCCAUAGCAAUGAAGCCCUCCAGCAAAAGACCGCGAGUCCUACUCGUGCUUCUUCUGGUGACGAUGCAAGUUCAAUUCUCUCGUGCUGACGUCGGCACCGCCGCGCACUACAGUCCUCCAUACACACCGACGGCAUGCUUUGGCAAUGAUCCAUCACAGUUCCCAUCGAGCAACCUCUUUGCGGCGGCGGGUGAAGGGAUAUGGGACAACGGAGCGUCAUGCGGGAGGCAGUACCUGGUGCGGUGCAUCAGCGCCUCCGUCUCCGGAACCUGCAUUCCCAGCCAGACUAUCCAAGUCCGAAUUGUCGACCGAGCGCUGUCCUCGUCUUCACGUCCCUCGAGUAGCGGCGCGACCAUAGUCCUCUCAACAACAGCGUUUGGCACUAUCGCAAAGUCAUCUGCUGCGGCCGUGAACGUCGAGUAUCAACAGGUUUGAGGGAGCAUACAAAAAGCACAUUUGAGGUGGUGAACGAGUUCUCCCCUCGAAGGAUCCAUAAAUUAUUCGGUGCGUCAUAUUAGAGAUAUUUUCGUUAUUUUCUGAGAUAGAAAGUUUUCUUGUUGUAGAAUAAAACAGCUUUUUUGUUAAAUUAGAGUACUUUUUGCAAUUCAUAUUCCUCGAGGACACCUCUUGAUUGUAGAAUGUUAAAAAAUUCUAUUAUUGAGUAAAGAUGUAACCUUCGUCUA
This is a messenger RNA of Eucalyptus grandis, 889 nucleotides long. RefSeq names its product EG45-like domain containing protein. Lineage: Eukaryota; Viridiplantae; Streptophyta; Magnoliopsida; Myrtales; Myrtaceae. The transcript has 4 exons. The record is from RefSeq and is a predicted model, not a curated record. Bases 42 to 641 code for a protein of 199 amino acids.